AUGAGCGCACUGCACCUGGCAGUUUUCAAUAGCCAUGCGCAAGUGGUCCAAUUUAUUCUUACCCAAAACAAAAGCGAUAUCGAUACAAUGGAUGGCACAUCGACAACUCCGGUCAUGCGGGCCUCACUAAAUGGAAAUCACCAGAUUAUGCGGAUGUUACUCGAGCACGGAGCCGAUGUCAAUGCCCAGGGUGGUGACUACGACACUGCCCUUCAAGCUGCGUGUUUUGAAGGACACGAUCAAAUUGUGCGGAUGUUACUCGAGCAUGGAGCUGAUGUCAACGCCCAGGGUGGCAUAUACAAUACUGCUCUUCAGGCCGCGUGCUUUAAGAGACACGACCAGAUUAUGCGGAUGUUACUCGAGCAUGGGGCCGAAGUCAACGCCCAGGGUGGUGACUACGACACUGCCCUUCAAGCUGCGUGUUUUGCAGGACACGAUCAAAUUGUGCGGAUGUUACUCACGCAUGGAGCUGAUGUCAACGCCCAGGGUGGCAUAUACAAUACUGCUCUUCAGGCCGCGUGCUUUAAGAGACACGACCAGAUUAUGCGGAUGUUACUCGAGCAUGGGGCCGAAGUCAACGCCCAGGGUGGUGACUACGACACUGCCCUUCAAGCUGCGUGUUUUGCAGGACACGAUCAAAUUGUGCGGAUGUUACUCACGCAUGGAGCUGAUGUCAACGCCCAGGGUGGCAUAUACAAUACUGCUCUUCAGGCCGCGUGCUUUAAGAGACACGACCAGAUUAUGCGGAUGUUACUCGAGCAUGGGGCCGAAGUCAACGCCCAAGGUGGUCACCAUAGUACUACUCUUCAGGCUGUGUGCUUUGAAGGACACGACCAGAUUGUACAAUUGUUGAUAGACCAUGGGGCCGAUGUCAAUGCUCAAGAUGAACGCCACGGCACCCCCUCCGGGCUGCCUGUGCUGGAGGACAUAAUCAGAUUGUCCAGAUACUUCUAG
Penicillium cataractarum is the source of this 954-nucleotide messenger RNA. RefSeq names its product ankyrin repeat domain-containing protein. Bases 1 to 954 code for a protein of 317 amino acids. Gene Ontology annotation, molecular function: protein binding. The transcript has a single exon. NCBI's taxonomy places the organism in Eukaryota, Fungi, Ascomycota, Eurotiomycetes, Eurotiales, Aspergillaceae. The record is from RefSeq and is a predicted model, not a curated record.